Messenger RNA from Pimephales promelas (fathead minnow), 3544 nucleotides. RefSeq names its product glycerol-3-phosphate acyltransferase 4. Gene Ontology annotation, biological process: triglyceride biosynthetic process. The record is from RefSeq and is a predicted model, not a curated record. Gene Ontology annotation, molecular function: glycerol-3-phosphate O-acyltransferase activity. NCBI's taxonomy places the organism in Eukaryota, Metazoa, Chordata, Actinopteri, Cypriniformes, Leuciscidae. Gene Ontology annotation, cellular component: endoplasmic reticulum.
UUUGUACGUCACUCACGACAUGCGGAUCUUCUGUUUUGCAUCCUUUCCGUGACAGUCAGUUCUGCCGGUGUCGGGUAAGCACGAUAAAUACGCGCCUUCAGCUUGAGAACGAAGCAGCUCCAUAAAGCGCCGAGUAAGUGUUUUUUAAUAGAUACCAGCACACGUGAUGCUAGGAUGAGCUCGUCUGUGUAAAAUGAUAGGCAAAAAAUUCAGACCAUCCGCCUCUGUUCAUCCACCAACUAGCUGAAAGCUUAAGCUGCCAGAGAUUACCUGCUCAUAAAGUCAUCUAGUCAAGUGGAUCAAGUGUUUCUAUUUUUUAACAGCGACACAACAUUACAACAUGAGGCGUUUCUUCAUUUCAGAGCUCUGAGGGAAGAGCUGUCAUGUUCUCUGAGUCUACAGGGAUCUGAAGUUGCAAAGUUGCCAAUGUAUAAUUCAUUAAAAGCGAAGUAAAUCGCCGCCUCACACACCGAAAGAUUUGUUUGCCUCAUCCAGUUGUACACUAAUGGAUAUGACAGACUUUAUAAUGUCACCAGUCUUUUUUAUGGACUCAUUCCACAUCAUGCUCUGGAGACUUUGACCCUAAAAGUGCUUGAGAAAGUUGGCUUUUGGGGGGUCCACUUCCCUUUCCAAUUUAUUUAUUUUCUUCUUGAAAGAAACUCAAAAAAAAUGGGCCCUUUUAUUUCUCCUUUUAGUAAUCUGCUAUGCAUGCUGUUGGGCAUUUCUUUCACUUUGUGGAUCACACUGCUUUUGGUCUUCAUCAUUGUUCCUGCCAUUUUUGGUCUGUCUUUUGGCAUCCGUGGACUCUACAUGAAGACACUGCUCAAGGUGUUUAAGUGGGCCACCGUGAGGAUGGAAAGAGGAGCCAAGGAAAAAAACCAUCUUCUGUACAAGCCUUACAGUCUUAAUAGCAUUAUCGCUAAAGAACCUACAUCACUGGAAGAUGAGCUCAAAGAGAUUCGGCGUAACGGGAGCAGUCGAGAGUUGGAUGCUUCCGCCUCCACCACCACAGGCCCCGCCCCUUCCUCGUCAGAGUUUGAAAUGUCAGACACCUUCUACUUUUGCCGCCGUGGCAUUGAGAGCAUCGUAGAUGAUGAGGUUACCAAAUGUUUCUCGGCAGAAGAACUUGAGUCGUGGAACCUGUUGACCAGGAGCAACUAUAACUUCCAGCACAUUAGCACCAGACUGACAGUGUUGUGGGGUUUUGGCGUCAUCAUCCGUUAUGGGUUUCUGUUGCCCCUCAGGGUAACUUUAGCAGUCACUGGAAUAAGCUUAUUGGUUGUCUUCACCACCAUUAUUGGUCAUCUGCCCAAUGGAAGGUUGAAAAAUGUUCUCAGUGAAACAGUGCACCUGAUGUGUUACCGUAUCUGUGUGAGAGCGCUGACUGCUAUCAUCACAUACCAUCACAGUGAAAAUAAACCCAAGAAUGGAGGCAUCUGUGUUGCCAACCACACUUCACCCAUAGAUGUCAUUAUACUGGCCAGUGAUGGAUGCUAUGCAAUGGUGGGUCAGAUCCAUGGGGGGCUGAUGGGGCUCAUUCAGAGGUCUAUGGUGAAAGCUUGUCCACACAUUUGGUUUGAGCGCUUAGAAGCCAAAGAUCGCCAUCUAGUGGCUAAAAGGUUGAGUGAUCAUGUAAAAGACAAAAGCAAACUGCCUAUCCUCAUAUUCCCUGAAGGUACCUGCAUUAAUAACACAUCAGUGAUGAUGUUCAAGAAAGGAAGCUUUGAAAUUGGCUCAACUGUCUACCCCGUCGCCAUAAAGUAUGACCCUCGGUUUGGGGACGCCUUCUGGAACAGCAGUAAGUUUGGGAUGGUGAAUUAUUUGCUCAGAAUGAUGAGUAGCUGGGCCAUCGUCUGCAGUGUGUGGUACCUGCCCCCGAUGAGCCGCCAGGAAGAUGAGGAUGCCGUGCAGUUUGCUAACAGAGUAAAGGCAGCCAUUGCCAGACAGGGUGGUCUGGUGGACCUGCUGUGGGAUGGUGGUUUGAAACGAGGGAAAGUGAAAGACGCUUUUAAAGAGGAGCAGCAAAAAAUCUACAGCAAGAUUUUGGUUGGGACGCAAGCGGACCGCAGUCGUUCAUGAGGAGAGGAUGAUGAUUCAGGUGAGGACCUGGAGGGCAAGAGACGGUUCAGAGACCCGGAACAGCGGCGUUAUGGAUUUGUUUCACUUCAAAUCACAAGAGCUGUCCUUGUUUAAUUAUUCCUUUUUGUGAAAAGGAUCAAAGCUUGUCAGGUCGUGAUCAAAACACUCCACGAGAUGCGUUUUAAUGCGCAGUGUCCCUUUGACCGAAGUCAGAGUACCGCGUUUCAGUCUAUAGUGGCCGGGUGGCUCACGAGGAGUCAUAAGGAUGCAAUGUGAUCGUUUAAUGGUUUUUUUCUCUCUUUUUAUAAUUAACUUUUUUCUCUUAUUAUCAUUUAUUCUUAAUGUAUCAUUAGGAUGCAAUAAACUAUUAAAUCUGAUGGCCAUGAAUGGUUCAAGGAAACGCCUCAUCAGGCCGCACGUAGGUGUCCGAGAGUUUUCCGUUAUGCACUUCCAUCUGUACUUCUGCUGCGCAAGUCACUUUAAUCCUGCCUUUUAACUGGAGAAAACAGCAGAAAUAUGCAUGGCAAACCUGUAAUUUAAUUUGUUGAUUACGUUUAUACUAACCUUUGCAGAUAUGCAAUCUGCAUUGACCUUUUAAAAUACCUCCAUGCAAACAAUCAAGCCAAUCAAUGUGUGAAGGGUUUGAGAAGAUAUUGUUAGAGAUUUUUUUUUCUCUUUCUUGUCCUUUGUGUGCCAGAUGCCGAAGUUUUUGCCGUUUCCAUUGACAUAUGGAAGUCAAACCUUAAGAGUCUUAAUGAUAUUGGCCAUGUUACAGCCAAUUGAAAACUCUAUGAACUUUUCAUGUUUCAUUUUCAAAUUCAGAUUGAAAACAUUAUUUGUGAUGUUUAAACAACACUAUGCUGUAUGCAUGUUUCCUAAAGGAUUUAUUUUUAUUUUCAGAUCAAGCAACCCUAAAAUUGGGACAACUUGUUAAGGAAUAACAAGACUAUUUUAACAUAUUUUAGCACAACAAAGCUCAGUAACUCUGUUGCAAGUUUGGAUCUAUAACAUUGCUUUCAAAAAGUGCACACACAACAGUUAUUGGAUCUCUUCUCAUUUGAAAUAAUCUGAUCUGAUUCAGUAAGUUAUGCGACUGAUUCAGAUCAUGACUCUGAUGACUCAUCAGACGAUCAGACGAAAACAAUGUUGCACUAAUUGACCACAAUUUUAUCAGUGUGAUUUGUUUUCUUUUUCUUUCUGUUUAGACCAAUGUGUUAAAAAGGCAGACAGGCUUAAUGGACAUGUAAAGUGAUGGAAGGAACAAUAUUUCCAUGUUUUCACCAAAUACGAGUGUUCAGAGAUGAGACCUAUGCUGUAUCCCAGUUUGCCUACGGUACUUAUACUACUCCUUAAAAGUAUGUGCUCUUUUUGUGAAGAAAAAGUACAUACUUUUGACUGUGUAGCAAGCAGACGAGCUUUGUGAAAUACUAUCACCUCAUUAAAUUGUGUCUUUUAACAAUGUCAA